Prorocentrum cordatum is the source of this 1590-nucleotide messenger RNA. The record is from the annotation of a GenBank genome assembly. NCBI's taxonomy places the organism in Eukaryota, Dinophyceae, Prorocentrales, Prorocentraceae.
AUGAGCAAUGGCGACGAGGGGCCGCCCGCAGACGCGACGGCGGGGCGGCCCACCAGGCGCGGCAGUGCGCUGCGCAGGAAGGAGGAGGCCGAGGUAGGCGCCUCGGCGGCCCGCCGACGGGCGCGGGCACGGCGCCUCCUCGCGGCCGCGGCGGCAGUCGGCAAGGCGGCCAGCGGCGGCCCAGGUUCCUGGCAGGAUCGCGAGGCUGCUGCGCGCCCCGCCUUGCGCCGAGCCGCCGCGGGACGCCGCGUCCCAGGCGCAAUGCGGCGACGGCGGAACGCCGCGUGGCGCGCGCUGCUGGCCCCUGCUGGCGGAUUCGCGCGAGCGCCCGCAGCGGGCUUAUCGCGGGCCGCCGCAGGCCCCCGCAUGGGCUGGCUGCCCGCGGCCACAGAUGGAGGGCGGCGCGCGGCGGCAACGCGCCCCCACACCGUGCGUUUCGCGGGCCAGGUCGUCGCCGCUGCGGCGGACGGCAGCGCCCAGACGGAGCCCCUGGGCGGCAGGCCGCGCGAGCGGCCGCCCAAGAAUCACCUCGGUCACCUGCGGCGGGGCUUGCGCCAGCGGUUCGAGGAAGCGCAGCGGCCCGCGCUCCCGCCCGCCCCCGCCCCGUUGGUCCCGCUGCCCGAGGUGCCCAAAAUGCGGAUCGCAGGCGUGCUAUCCCUCCCCGACAGGCUGCGGCUGUGCCAAGCCUCCUGUGGGAUCGCCUGGAACCUCGAGAGCAGCCCCUGUCGGCUCGCGGAGGCGCCGGAAGUGGAUCUGCGGGGCGCGGCGCUCCUGCAGCAGCUGGAGGGCGCCAGGCCGCACAGGGGCGCGAAUGCCGACGUGGACCCGGGCCUCGGUCUCGGCUCUGGCUACCAGCUGGCCAUGCUGCGGGAAAAGUUGCACCAUUCCGCGUCGAACUGCACCCAGUGCGGGGCUCUGGUCACGAAGCAGACCCCGGACAUCCGCCCCCUACAGGAAGGCUGGGCUGCUGCGGAACAUGCGCUGCGGGACCAGCUCGCCGCGCUCUGGGGGCAGCUGCAGGCGCGCGUCGCGAGGUGCACGGAUUUGCCUGCGGCCGUGGGCGAGCACAACGACGACGCACCUGACGGCUCGCUCUCGCCCCUCGUGGUGGAGGAUCGAGGCGAUGAUUGCGAGUUAGCCAACGGGUUCAACGCCUUCGAUGUCCUCCUCGAGGGCGCUGUGGGCCUCAGGGCCUUGCCCGCCCUGCCCGCUCUCACCGACGGCCCGCUCGGCUUCGGGGCGCCCGCUUGGCUGCGGGGCGGCAAGGGCUCCGCCGACAUGCCCCGAGCCCACGUGGGCGAGAUCGAGUGGGGCGACCUGCAGGCGAUCAUCCCGCAGCGCUGCGCAGAGGAGAGGAGUCUCGUAGCUCUCCGAGGCGUUGGCCCUGCUGCUGCGGGCGACACCACUGCCCCUGCAGGAACAGACGGCGACGGGUUCGGCGACGUCGGCGGCCGAUCCGCCCCCUGCGGCGGCGAUGGCGUCGGCGUAGGCUUCUUGUCUGCAGGCGAGCUCCUGGAGGCGGCGGCCGCCUCGCGGCUGGCCCCCGCCGCGGCCGGCCCCCUCCCCGGGGCCCCGCUCGAGGCGCCCCAG